AAGUUCAAGGGUCUUCUUUCAAGGGUAUAUUGUGUGCUCCACAAGCAAUACAGAAUUUAAGAUCUGUGAUAGGUUGCAAGUUCAAGGCUUUUUUCCCCCCCAUCUCAUCUUGCUUCUUCAGACAGACGAUUCCGUGUCCAUAUGGUUAAACAUACAGUCCAGCUUACAAGUCAGUUGAAUGCAAUUCUUCCAUUUGAUCAACAAUGGAGACUAGUGAAUCAAUUCAUAGUCGUGGUCAUGAGAAUAAUAUGUUACACCCACUUCUUGCCAAGGCGGAUACAGUUGUAUUUGGGGAUGAGCAGGAUGAAGUGAAGUGCAGUAAAGCUCUAGUAUGGGAGGAAGUAAAGAAACAAUGCUGGAUAGCAGGGCCCAUGGUGUCUGUAAAUUUGCUACAAUUCAGCUUGCAGAUGAUAUCUGUUAUGGUGGUAGGGCAUUUAGGGGAGCUUGCUCUCUCUAGUGCAUCCAUUGCUACUUCCUUUGCAAGUGUUACUGGCUUCACUCUGCUGAUGGGAAUGGGAUGUGCAUUGGAAACACUGUGUGGACAGGCCUAUGGGGCAAAGCAAUACCAUCUGCUUGGGAUUCAAGUGCAGAGAGCAAUUUUUGCUCUUUUUUGUGUGAGCAUACCGGUUGCUGUGGUGUGGGCAUACAUGGGCAACAUUCUAAUUGCAUUUGGGCAGGACCCUUCAAUAUCUAUUGAAGCAGGGAAAUUUGCCAGAUGGAUGAUUCCCAGUCUGUUUGCUUAUGCAGUUCUUCAACCUCUUGUAAAAUUUCUCCAGACGCAAAGCAUUGUCUUUCCCAUGAUGCUAUGCUCUGCAAUUACUUUGUGUUUCCAUGUUCCUAUCUGCUGGGCUCUGGUAUUUAAAACUGGAUUAGGUAGUCAAGGGGCUGCCUUGGCAAGUAGCAUUUCCAACUGGGUCAAUGUGGCACUUCUUAUACUAUAUAUUGAAAUUUCACCUGCAUGCAAGAGGACAUGGACCUCCUUUACAAGGGAGGCGUUGCAUGAUAUUAGACAUUUUCUCAAGCUUGCCGUUCCAUCUUCACUGAUGAUUUGCUUGGAGUAUUGGUCCUUUGAAAUGCUUAUUCUCUUCUCAGGCCUGUUGCCCAAUCCAAAACUUGAGACAUCGGUUCUUUCAAUCUGCCUUAACACUAUUUCUCUAGCAUAUAUGAUUCCCUUUGGUUUGAGUGCUGCUGUGAGUACACGAGUUUCAAAUGAACUAGGAGCUGGACACUCGCAUGCUGCCCGCUUAGCAGUGUAUGUAGUGUUCUUUAUGACAAUCAUGGAGGCACUCAUGGUAGGGUGUCUUUUAUUCUCUAUACGAAAUGUUUGGGGCUAUGCUUACAGCAAUGAAAAGGAGGUCAUUGAUUAUGUUGCAAGCAUGAUCCCACUGCUAGCAGCCUCCUCAAUUUUGGAUGCAAUCCAAGGCACCCUUUCAGGCAUUGCUAGAGGAUGCGGCUGGCAAAAAAUAGGUGCUUAUUGCAAUCUUGGGGCAUACUAUUUGGUUGGCAUUCCUAUAGCUGUCCUUUUGGCCUUUGUACUGCAUAUUGGUGGCAGGGGACUAUGGCUUGGAAUUAUCUGUGGCCUUUGUGUACAAGCAGUUUUACUAUUCUUGGUAACUUCAUGUACAGACUGGGAACAACAAGCAAGAAAUGCAAGAGAAAGAGUAUAUACAUCAGCAUUACCCGAGGUUACUGAUGAUAUUACGAAGGAUGAUAUAAAAUAUCAACCGUGAUGCUGACAAGUUUUGUAGUCAAUUUUCAAACUCUUGAACACACAAGAUUGAUUUUUGGCUACCUUGAGCUCUAAAAUGUGUCGAGCUACAUCAGCUGUAACAGCAGUGCCUUUAUUAAGUGAUACAUUUUCCUUAAUUUAUUUAAUAUGCUUGAUAGAGCUGGAAAAAGCGGCAUCAUUUUUGGAGAGAGCUCACUUGUAACUUGCAAGUGAAUAGCAAGAGAAACUAUUGUCGAUUUGCUUCUUCAAUUUUGAUCAAAUUAUUCAAUCAGGAUAAAUGUUCACAUGAAAGAUGCCACACUCAAGUCACUAGUAUGAGUUGAUUUCCCAUCACUAAGAAUUUUUUUUAAUAAGUAAAACCAUACAUAAUAGAACCCUCUGAUUACAAAAAUGAACUAUGAAUGUAUUUAAGAUGAGUGUCUAAAGUAGAAGUGGGUGCCAUGUAGCAGCUUGAGGUGUUGUGUUCAAAUUUCUUUGGUUACAGGGCAGAUUCCUCUAGUUCUGUUUUCUCAGCUUUGUUGCAGAACAUAAACAAAGCUGAAGUUGGAGAGAUGGACUAAGAUGUUAUGUCUUAUGCAAAUGAAGGAAGAACAUGUCUUUA
Cryptomeria japonica (Japanese cedar) is the source of this 2330-nucleotide messenger RNA. Its product is annotated as protein DETOXIFICATION 16. The transcript has 9 exons. The record is from RefSeq and is a predicted model, not a curated record. Bases 204 to 1730 code for a protein of 508 amino acids. Lineage: Eukaryota; Viridiplantae; Streptophyta; Pinopsida; Cupressales; Cupressaceae. Gene Ontology annotation, biological process: xenobiotic detoxification by transmembrane export across the plasma membrane. Gene Ontology annotation, molecular function: antiporter activity; xenobiotic transmembrane transporter activity. Gene Ontology annotation, cellular component: membrane.